CUUUCAGUUUAAAAUGCGCGCUCAAUGAAAGUGGAUGCACUUUCUUCCUCCGCUAUCACCUGAGCUGAGAGAUCAGAAUCGCCUCGGAAGGGAAGAUUUAGCAACCCUAGAGAAUUUUAUUUUUACUAUUCGUGUGAAAGUCAAGUGCGCAGUUUUUUCCUUUUUUUUUAAUUGUUGUUGAGCUGCACUGUCUGUUGAUGAGCGCGCCAAGAUCAGGCCCCGUUUUUUUCAAGUGCGGUUGAUAGUUUAGAAUCCAUUGUGUGACACGCGAACCAUAAUGCUCCUCAGUUUAUGAUAUAAUUAAUGGACAAUUUUUAGUUUUGUGCCAUCGAAAAAUUAGAACGGUUCAGUGUUUGUUCGAACAUUCGAAUAGGAAACGCUUAAUUUUAGUUAGAAAUACAUGUAUACCUUAUAUAAUAAUAACACAGCUAAGAUUGAGAAGAUCGUUUGUUCAAGUUUUGUGUAUUGUGCAAAAAUGUUCAAGAAAAAAUAAGUUAUCAAGUGCACUACAGUUUGAAUUCAAACUAUUCAGUACAACAGCAACAAUAACAAAAACAACGAAAGCCGCUUUGUACUUAGUCAACAACAUUACGCCAACAGCUGAAGGCACGAGGAAGCAUCAAAAUAAUUUACUGAAGAAAAUAUCAACCACGGAAAAAGAAAUUGAUUAUAAAAAUGGGUUUGGACUUCAUCGAGGGUGGCAGCGCCGAUUACGAGAAUGCACUGAUUCUGACCGGUUUUGGAAAAUUCCACUACCUGUUGCUAGUGGUUUGUGGGUUAAUUUACGCAAACACCGCGGUUGGCAUUACAAUUAUUUCUUUUGUUCUACCGUCGGCGACUUGUGAUUUUCAAAUGACGUCCGAGGCAAAGGGCUGGCUUACAGCCGCACCGAUGCUGGGCAUGGUGAUCGGCUCGUACUUCUGGGGCUGCCUCGCGGACACCAAGGGAAGGCGAAUCGUGCUGAUCGCGGCGCUACUUUUGGACGGAAUUACAGGACUUUUAUCGUCAAUGACACCCAUCUUUAGCCUUUUUAUGCUGCUUAGGUUUAUCAACGGCUUUGCAAUUACAGGAGCCAUGGGGAUUUGUUUCCCAUAUUUAGGAGAGUUCCAACCAACGAAAUACCGAGAGAAGAUUCUUUGUUGGAUGGAAAUGUUCUGGACAGCAGGUAUCAUUUUACUACCUCUAAUUGCAUGGCUAAUAAUUCCAAUGGAGCUGAAAAUUCAUCACGAGUGGACUAUGAACGACAGGAUGUUCUCGUGGAGUUUCAGCAGUUGGAAUUUAUUCGUUGCCGUAUGUUCCUUUCCCAGUCUAAUCCUAGGAUGCAGUCUGUACAUGUUCCCGGAGAGUCCAAAGUUUCUAAUCGAAUGUGGGGAAACUGAUUUAGCGCUCGAGAUUAUCAAAGAUAUUUACGGUACCAACUCAGGACGAGAUCGCUCAGAAUAUCCAAUAAAAAGUUUGAAAGGAAACGAUAAAGUAAACACUAUCAUGGAAACGCACAACCGAUCGAAACGUACGCUAAGCAUGAGAAAGCGAAAACAUUUGAAGAUUUUAUUCAUGGAAAUUUGGGACCAAACGAAGGCACUCUGCUUCAAACCUCAUCUCCGCAACACCCUACUCACCUGUCUGAUUCAGUUCGGAAUCACUAGCAGUUACUACACGCUGAUGAUUUGGUUUCCGGAGCUGUUCGACCGUUUCGAGGCGUACGAGACGAAGUUUCCCAAUACGUCCGCCUCGGUGUGCGACGUGUCCUCGAUCGUGCUGGACGACGUUAACGGGACACUGGUUGAUGACUUCUGUGGAGGAUCCAUUGACACUAGUGUGUAUCUGCACACGGUUAUUCUGGGUGUUGCCUGCAUACCCACCAGCUUUUGGCUUCCAUUAUGUGUUCAUCGUUUGGGAGCGAAAUUUUUCCUAGUUUCGAGUCUUCUGCUGGCAGCCGCCGUUACUGUUGGGCUCUACUUCGUGGUAAAUUCGAUGCAAAAUCUAGUUUUAUCUUGUCUUUUUGAAGCCCUAACCUCCAUGGCCAUCAGUACGGUUUACUGCGUGAUGGUGGAUUUGUUCCCAACUAAUUUGAGGGUGAUGGCAGCGGCUUUAUCGUUGACAUUUGGGCGCGGAGGUGCGCUGGCCGGUAAUCUGCUGUUUGGAUAUCUGAUCGAUCUGAACUGCGUCGUCCCGAUUGUGGUCUUUUCUGCUAUGCUUUUUGCCAGUGGAGUUUUGUGCCUUUUCUUACCCAACACAGGAAGUCAAGCCCUCGAAUGAUCGAAGAUCCGUUCUGAUUAAGUGAUAAAGUUGUUUUUUUUUCUCUGUUAAGAUCAGUUAAAAAUUGUGAGCAUAUUGUGAAGCUUCGUACAGUUUUAGUGCAAAUGAGUAAAUAAAGUUGGUUUUGAGUAAUAAA
This is a messenger RNA of Wyeomyia smithii (pitcher-plant mosquito), 2395 nucleotides long. Its product is annotated as synaptic vesicle glycoprotein 2C-like. Gene Ontology annotation, cellular component: membrane. Gene Ontology annotation, molecular function: transmembrane transporter activity. Gene Ontology annotation, biological process: transmembrane transport. The record is from RefSeq and is a predicted model, not a curated record. The transcript is spliced from 11 exons. Bases 676 to 2259 code for a protein of 527 amino acids. NCBI's taxonomy places the organism in Eukaryota, Metazoa, Arthropoda, Insecta, Diptera, Culicidae.